AGAUCAAAAUGGAUAGCUUUCAGUUUCAGCAAAACCAAAAUAACGGAGGUUUCCAGCCAAAUAUGCAAAAUAUUCAAGGCUUCAACUCAUUACCGCCUUUUCCACAGCAGGUCAAUAAUCCUCCGCCACCAUUUCAACCAAUUAUGUCUAAUCCGCCCUUUGCACCCACGAUGACAACGAAUGGAACACACGCGAGUGCAAUGGUUGGACUACCUUCUCAAGUGGUCACACCAACUCCUCAAAACGGGCAAGCCCCUCUUGUCAUGGACGAUGGCGACGUGCAAGAAGUUAUCGAUGACAGGGAAGUAGCUCCUGUGAAAGCAUUCUACAAUGAAGCAUCUGUACUGAAGUAUAAACAGGAAGUCGAUGAUUCAACAGAGGCCCCCGCGCCUACUCACAUCCAUCCAGAAACUAAUAUCAGUGAACCCUGUGUUGACGACCAAGGAGAUGUUCCGAUGGUGUCAAAUGUUGAGGCAAUUGAUGAGUCAGAGGAGCCGGUAGUCAAUGAAAUCUGCGACGAAGAUCCCCCUGUUGAAAAGGAAAUAGAACGAGAGGAGUCAUUAGCUGAAGAGGAGAAUGUCGGCCAGGUAUCUAUGGUUGAAAAAGCACCCGAAGAAGACGAGGAACUUGUGAGUGAUGAACAGACUGCUGAAUUGAUUGAAGAAGAGGAAAAGGAAGCUGAACAAAUUGAAGACGAUAAUGAGCAGAAAAUUGACGAAGUUGAAAUAGAAGAGAAUGAGGAUUUUGCUCCUGAUGAGGCCGACAAUGUUGAAGAAAAUAAAGUCACCGAUGAAGAAAAAGAGGUUGAAGAGAAAGAAAUUGAACCAGCAGAGGCGGUGUUAUGCGGGGAGUCAGGUGAAGCUACUGUCGAAACUGCAGAGAACGUGUCUGAAGAGAUUACUACAGAGAAGACAGAUGGAGAAGUGACGUCAGCUGAUGAUGACACAGUUGAGACGUCAGAGGAAGCAGCAGCGGACCAAGAGGCGAAAGAGGAAGUAGCAAUAAAGAAGUCGUCGCCCAAACCGACCAAGAAGAAGGAGACUAAAGCAGCAGUCCCUUCGCCCCCUCAGAACACAUCAGGGAGACCCCAGAGGCAGAGAACGGUAGUGAAACCCACCGACUUCUCGCCCGCCCCGGUCACUCCACAAAAGAAAUCCUCCAAAUCUCCUCCACCCUCUAAAACGAAAGCAGAGACACCUAAAUCGAAAUCACCCCCAAAGAAAACGGCGGCAUCUCCCAAAAAGCCAACUGAAGACGACAAGGAAGAAGAAAAAGAAGAAGAUAAGGAGGAAACUACUCAAGAAACGACAACCACAUCUUCCCCUAAAACAAAGUCACCCCCAACUCCGAAACAAGCGAAGUCCAAGUCUAAGAGAGGAGCCCCACCCAAGAAAGUAGAACCGGCUGAGGACGAUGAAGAUGGAGACGAUGUGGAAGAGACGACAACUAGCUUAGAGAAGACGCCACCUGCGCAGUCGAAGAGAGGGCGGCCUAAUAAAGCCGAAACUAAGAAGGCGCCUGCUGCGAAGAAGCGAGAGGCCAAGCCACCUCCUCCCCCGAGGGCUCAGGGCACCAGGAGAAGUGCACGAGUGGCUGCUCUGGACGAAGAAGAGGCUCCCCAAGGAAAGAAAACGAAGCGCACCUGAAUCAAAAGAGAAAGAAAUGCUGUCAUAUAACAAAAGAGCUGUUCCAUGAACUUGGAUAGUUUUGAACUAACUCUGUGAUUCGUAUGUCGUCGUAGGUUUUUUGUCGUCCCCUGAAAUUGUUGUUUAAAUCUUGUUUUAUUGAAAUGCCCAAGGCAUUCUAAUCAACUUAUGGCUUAAUCUAUUUACUGUUAUAAUUUUCCACUGCUCGUCUGUAAAAGUUCUCAAUUUUGAUUGCCUAAGCCUUCAAAGUUCAAUUUUCGAAGUUAUGUAGCGUAAAAUUGAGAGUUUUGCUGCAAAUUGUUAUUCUGAUUUCAAAUGUUCUAUUUGUCCAAUGAUAGUCUGGUAAGUUCAUUUUGUUUUAACCAAUAGCAUAUUUUAUUUGGUCUACAGUUCGUAGAAUUUGAGUUUUUAUUCUUGGCUUAUUUUUUAAAAAAUCUUCGUUCAGAUUGAAGCUAUGUUACUUUAAACAGCUCUUUAAGUGUCAAAAACUUUUGAGCCUGUGAAAUAUUUAAAUUAGUCGAUUCAAGUUUUCUAAUCUGUUUAUUGUAGUUUUGACCUCUCUUGGCCAUGUGAUCAUUAGAUUUGACUCAAGUCUGUUGCAUCGAUAGGACUAAUAGAUGUAAAAGAAAAUAAAUAGCAGAUUUAUUUUUUAUUUCAUGAGCGCAUGGUCAUUUCAAAAUUUAUGUCUUUUGAGAAGUGAAUACUUACUUUGCGUACGACAUAAUUAAUUAUUCAGCCUUUGGUCGUUAUUGUGUCUAUUAAAUUCUUCUUGGGAAGUUUCCAAGUCCUACUUUGAAUCCAAAUCUAACAUCUUAACUACAGGAGACUGUUUCUUUUUAUAUUCAAAGUUCUAGUUUCUAGUGCUGUGUAUUGUAAAUGACAUCUGUUUUGUUUUCUAAGUUUUCACCCUGUUCACAUAACAAAAGUGUAUUCGACUAUGUUUUAUAAAUGCAGUAGUUCUUAUUCGUAUUAAACUUUAAUUCAUGUUUUAAUUUUGAAA
Molecule: messenger RNA, 2646 nt
Organism: Symsagittifera roscoffensis
Lineage: Eukaryota; Metazoa; Xenacoelomorpha; Acoela; Convolutidae
Product: muscle M-line assembly protein unc-89-like
Exons: 6
Coding region: 9-1646 (545 amino acids)
Source: RefSeq, a predicted model, not a curated record